Tarenaya hassleriana is the source of this 1091-nucleotide messenger RNA. RefSeq names its product cytosolic sulfotransferase 11. Gene Ontology annotation, biological process: sulfation. Bases 1 to 999 code for a protein of 332 amino acids. Gene Ontology annotation, molecular function: sulfotransferase activity. The record is from RefSeq and is a predicted model, not a curated record. The transcript has a single exon. NCBI's taxonomy places the organism in Eukaryota, Viridiplantae, Streptophyta, Magnoliopsida, Brassicales, Cleomaceae. Gene Ontology annotation, cellular component: cytoplasm.
AUGGAUGACUCUCAAAACCCUCACUCUAAAGUUCCAAACUAUAUGAGAGAUGACAAAGUUACACAAGAAUGCAAGAAUUUGAUCUCUUCACUUCCCCUGGACAAAGAUUUCUUGGGAAAGAAUCUUUGUAACUACAAGGGUUUUUGGUACUAUCCCAAUACAUUUCAAGCUAUUCUUGAUGCUAAAAAUCACUUCCAACCCCGAGAUACCGAUAUUAUCCUCUCUUCUUUCCCGAAAGCGGGUACGACUUGGCUCAAAGCCCUUGUUUUCGCCCUCGUCGAAAGAGGAAAAUAUCGUGCCAAUCCCGAAAUCCACCCUUUGCUCUCUCAAAACCCUCAUAGCCUCAUACCCUUUCUCGAGAUUGACUUAUAUGCCGAAAGUCGAAUCCCAGAUCUUGCAGGUCUUGCCUCUCCAAGGCUAUUUGGAACUCACAUGCCGUUUCUUCAGCUGCAAGAAACCGUUAAGGACACUCCUUGUAAGGUUGUGUACAUGUGCAGGAACCUGAAAGAUGUGUUAGUGUCUGGUUGGCAUUUCAGGAAAAGGUUUUUGAGAGAGAUGGAUGGAACCACCAUUGAAUCCAUGGCCGAAGCAUUUGUUAGAGGAGUAAACCUGUUUGGACCCUUUUGGGACCACGCCUUGAGCUACUGGAAAGAGAGUUUGGAUAAUCCAAAGCUUGUGCAUUUCAUGAAGUAUGAAGACAUGAUAAAUGAGCCUCGUGUUCAGAUCAAGAGGCUGGCCGAAUUCUUGGACCGUCCAUUUACGGAAGAAGAGGAGGAAAGUGGAUUAGUGGAUGAGAUCUUGAAAUUGUGUAGCUUGCGUAAUUUGAGCAAUUUGGAAGUGAACAAGAAAGGGAAAGCGCCUUGCGAUAUUGAUUUCAAGAACUUUUUCAGGAAAGGCGAAGUUGGAGAUUGGAAGAAUCAUCUAACUCCCGACAUGGCCAAGAAAAUCGACGAUGUAAUGGAAGAGAAGCUACAAGGUUCGGGUUUGAAAUUUCCGUAAUACUUAUUCCAUCUUAUUUAUGUAUUGUCAAUAUCUUCAAGAUAACAUGCGUAUUUGUUACUUGAUGUUAUAAUAAUAAAAAUAAAAGUUAA